AUGCAGAGCCCGAUGAAAGCUAAUACCAUCACCAGUCAAAGCAGUACCUCGCUCAGCACACAAUCGACGAGGGUAUGUCCCUCAUUCUCCAUCCACAUCCCACCUUCAAUUCCUAACCCAGACAUCCAAACAGCGCAUGGCACGGACAUUUUCUCCCUUGCCGUGACCUCGACCCAGAUAAUUACCGGGUCCGGCGAUGCCUCCAUCAAAAUCCACUCCACCACGGAUAGCGACUUCCCCAUAGCCCAGGUACUCAAGGAUGCGCACAAAGUCGGGGUUCACCAUAUCAUUACGAGUAAAGAUGGCAAUAGAGCCGUGAGUGCAGGUUUUAGUGGAGAGGCCAAGGUCUGGAGAUACGAAGAGGGUGUCUGGAAGCUUGAGUCCGAGAUCAACAUCAAAGAUGGUGCAAAGAGAGCGAAAGCUGGUGAAAUCUGGGCUGUGGCCUUGUCAAUUGAUGGGCAAUAUCUGGCAGCCACGACUUAUGAUGGACGUGUCAACGUCUGGGACCUUGCCAAUGUCAACGAGAAGUUCAGAGAGUACGAGACAAAAGGAAGCUUUGGGAUGUGUGUCGAUUUAUCAUCAGAUGGUCGCUUCAUAGCCAGCGGCCACGAAUCUGGCAAUAUCUAUCUCUUCUCGACCGCCACAAACCGCCUGCUCCAUUCCCUUCCAGGCCUCAUAAAGUCCGUCCGCGACGUCAAGUUCUCACCGGCCUCGAAGCUCCUUGCAGCGGCAGGCGAUGCUCGCAUCAUUUCUCUCUAUGACCCCAGUUCUGGUGAGCAAGUGGCCAAUCUCAGCGGUCACGCAGCAUGGAUUACAAGUCUCGAUUGGAGUUUCACUGGCCAGUAUCUCCUUAGCGGAAGCCUUGAUGGAAAAGUCAAAGUAUGGGAGAUUGACCGGAGAGCCUGUGUUGCCACUCAUAGUGAGAGUGACAAGGGCCUCUGGUGUGUCAAGUGGUUACCUAAAGGCGAGUCGGCUGUGGACAGGCAGAAGGCUGAACGGUUUGUUACAGUGGGGAGCAAUAGGGCGAUCUCGAUUUACCGCGAGGCUACAGGUGGUUGA
This is a messenger RNA of Exophiala aquamarina CBS 119918, 1059 nucleotides long. RefSeq lists its product as uncharacterized. The transcript is spliced from 2 exons. NCBI's taxonomy places the organism in Eukaryota, Fungi, Ascomycota, Eurotiomycetes, Chaetothyriales, Herpotrichiellaceae. Gene Ontology annotation, molecular function: protein binding. Gene Ontology annotation, cellular component: Cdc73/Paf1 complex. Bases 1 to 1059 code for a protein of 352 amino acids. The record is from RefSeq and is a predicted model, not a curated record.